AUGGGUGUUUUCAAAUUUGAGGAUGAAACCACUUCUACUGUAGCACCCGCAAUACUCUACAAAGCUCUUGUGAUUGAUGUUGACACUCUUACUCCAAAGGUCGUUGAUGUCAUCAAAAGUAUUGAAAUCGUUGAAGGAAACGGCGGUGCUGGAUCUAUAAAAAAAGUAACUUAUGUUGAAGAUGGUGAAACCAAGCAUGUGUUGCACAAAAUAGAGUUAGUAGAUGUUACUAACUGGGUUCACAACUACAGUAUAGUUGGUGGUGAUGGGCUUCCAGACACAAUUGAGAAGAUCUCAUUCGAGGCCAAAUUGUCUGAAGGCCUAAAUGGAGGAUCUGUUGGAAAGUUGAGUGUGACAUACUUCACAAAAGGUGAUGAUGCUCCUAGUGAAGAGCAACUCAAGAAGGACAAAGCUAAGGGUGAUGGUCUUUUCAAGGCUCUCGAGGGGUAUAUUUUGGCUAAUCCUGAUUACAACUAA
Molecule: messenger RNA, 477 nt
Organism: Vicia faba (fava bean)
Lineage: Eukaryota; Viridiplantae; Streptophyta; Magnoliopsida; Fabales; Fabaceae
Source: the annotation of a GenBank genome assembly